Molecule: messenger RNA, 1083 nt
Organism: Gordionus sp. m RMFG-2023
Lineage: Eukaryota; Metazoa; Nematomorpha; Gordioida; Chordodea; Parachordodidae
Product: putative mediator of RNA polymerase II transcription subunit 26
Exons: 5
Coding region: 1-1083 (360 amino acids)
Source: RefSeq, a predicted model, not a curated record
AUGCGUUCUACACUCUUUCGCUAUGUGUAUUUUUGGAAUUGCAUAGGCUUAUGUUUAAUUAUUUUAUUAACUUCUGCCAGGGUUUCCUUCUCCAAUAAAGACAGCGCGAUAGCUAGACGCACAGUAUUUUCAAAAGUAAUAUUUCCUUCGGCAUAUUUUGACCGAAGUUCUUUGUCCAGCUCAGGUAACCCUACUCCUAAGAUGAAAAUAUCUCGUAAGAGUUCAUCAACCGGCGAUUUAAAAUUACAUAAAGAGCAAACGCUUUAUAAUUUGAUUGAAAAAUCGAUAAUAAUUUCACUGCCUCUUUUUAAGGAUCCACAAUAUUCUGAUGCAGAAAAAGCUUACGCAUUCACGCAAAAAUUACCUGAAGAACAAUACUUUAAACUAGAGGCAAUAUGUACUCCAACAGAAUUUUGCAAUCCGUUAAUCGUUCUUGAAAGAUUCAAACUAUUACACCCAGACAAAUCAAGGAGACACAACGGAAAUAAAACAAAUAGAAAUGCAGAAGAUAAUCAAGCGGAUACGGAUAGAAGGAUGAUAAAAUACGAUGAUCGCAAUAGAGGGAUAGAUGCGCAAACGAAUAACGUAUACAGAAGUCAAUGGAAGCCUAGAUACGACAAUCAUCAUAGAAAUAAUUAUCAAGGGAAUAAUUUUAAUCCGCUUUUUCAAAACAAUUUCAAUCCACGAUAUCAAAUUAAUUUUAAUUCGAGACAUGCAAAUAAUUAUAACCAAGAUAUCGAAACAAUUAUAAUCCUAGAAUAUUAUAGACAUCAGAACGAAUCAAGAUACAUACCAAGAUACAAUAAUAAUCGAAAAAAUAAUCAGUCAUACAACAACAUAUGUAAAGACAAUAAUAAUAAUCUAUCCAGAUAUUCGAAUAAUAUAAAUACUAUCGAUAUAGAAGAAAUAAAAGAGGAUAAUAAUGAUAAAAAGGAACACAAUUUAUUUAACGUUGAUGUGAAUAAUAUGGGAGAUGAUGACAAGGAAAAUGUGCUUAUAAAAUACUUUAAUGAGAUACCGAUAGUCAUGCAGAUCGUCACCGGGUCUUUUCAAUAUUGCCCAUUAAUAUUGCAAGAAAGAUAG